Molecule: messenger RNA, 1938 nt
Organism: Vanrija pseudolonga
Lineage: Eukaryota; Fungi; Basidiomycota; Tremellomycetes; Trichosporonales; Trichosporonaceae
Exons: 7
Coding region: 15-1667 (550 amino acids)
Source: RefSeq, a predicted model, not a curated record
CACCCGCAUCCACAAUGACCGGGCCAGGCGACCUGUGCCCCCUCACUGCGGCUGACGGCUUGCCGUUCGUGUUCGGCGAGCCGGCGUCGCAGCCCGACAGCCCGCUGCUCUCGCUGCCGUCAGAGCUCCUGCACCGUGUCGUCUUCGAGAGCGCCGCCGAUUCCCCCGCCGUGCUGGUCAGGAUAGCGUCUGCAUGCCGUGCCCUCCGGAUAUUCGUCUUCGAGAACCCCGACACGGCGCUCUGGCGCGACAUCCUCAUCACGCGGUACGACGACCCGCGUGAGGCCGCGGCGUACCCCGUCGCACGGGAACGCAUUGACUGGAAGAAGCUGGUCAAGGAGCGGACGUUUGUCGAGCGCGUCAUGGAGAAGACUAAGGAUAUCGACGAGCUGGCCCGCAUCGUCGACCGCUUGAAUGACACCCUGGUAGACAUGUACCUUGACCUGCCGCCCAAGUCGGCGGCACUGAGCGAGAUGGAGGACACGGCCGACCCGCACCUCUUCUUCGCUCAGCCCGCAACACGAAACGGCCCGAUCCUGGAGCACCUGCUCCGCACGCCGGCGUUCGAGAAGCUCUACGCGACGUUCUCCGCCCACGAGCCAGAGUACAGGCAGAACCCAGACCAGCCAUACUACCUACGCCGGCGACGACGCCGGCCGAUAUCCAUCCCGGCGCUGGCGCGUCUGCAUGCGCUGCUGGCGCCGAAGAACACGGACGACAUGGACCCCGCGACUGAGACCUAUGCCGACGCAAGGGCGCACCGCGGCUACGUUCGCGAACUGGUGUACUCUGGCUCCCACUACCGAGAGGACAACGACUGGGCACCGCUCCGACCAGACGGCACGGUCGACUGGACGCUUGUUGACGCUAUCGGCGAUGUCAUGAUGCUCAACGCAAUGGACGUGCUCUCGAUGGGCGUCGAUCUCUGGAGCGUGUCCCAGCCACCCAUGUCCUAUGGGAUCGAGUCUGUGCGCGGGCUGGGCUUCCUCGGACUGGAGCGCCCUGCCAACCUGGCACCAGACGAGCCGUGGGACUGGGCGGGUAUUGGCGGCUGGUGGAACGGCUCGUAUGCUUUCAUGGAAUACCGACACUGGGUCAGACUGAACGAGCCACACCUGCUCCAGGUUCGGCGAGGAGUACCCCCUCUCGACCUCUCAACAUACGCUGAGGCUAUCGGCGACCUGAUGGAGAUGCAGUUGAUCGUGGAUCGCUGCCCAAGCGACGCCGACGACGCCUACUCGGAUCUGCUGGGCAUAAAGAGAGGGCAGAUCGAGCAGGCUCCAAUCGAGACCCAACUACCCGUGUCCGACCUCCUCCCGCCCAUCCACUUCCACGGGUGGUCAAGGCAGGUGUCUACGGGCGUCUCUCAUCCCUCUGGAGCGCCACACAGCUUUGUGCGCGGCGUGGUCAGGCUCACUGCCGACAACCCGCCAGAGAUUCGGUGGACGAUUGUCAUCAGCUACGGUGGCGCCGACCGCUGGAGGUUGGAAUGUGCGCAGGUCGGCGGUCGUGGUGCCAGGCGAGGAUUCUUUGGAGCUUGGACAGACGCCGACCGCGAAGAGCAUUCACCCAACGGUCCUGUUUGGUACUGGAAGAAACCUGAGGCCUCUGCUGCCUCUGACCAGAAUUCUGGCCUCGCAAGAGAAUCUGCCCUCGGAAGAGCAUGAUGAACUGCUGUGGCAGGUUUGCAUUCCGUUGGGGAUGCGGAAUCGCGUACAUUAUCGCCACUUACAUCACCUUGUACGGGUCGGUGCCAGAUCCCAACCCCAUACCUUGGUUGAGAUCCCGACAAUCAUCCCCUCCCCUGUCUUCCGUCGCAUCGUCGGCGACCCCUGUUGUCAGGUCCAGCGGAACGUCGUCUGUCGGGCGGAGCGCCGGGAGCAACUUGCAACCCUUCUCGGAGCACCCGCCCGUGCACGCAUGCAUCUUUAUGACAGG